Molecule: messenger RNA, 1004 nt
Organism: Homalodisca vitripennis (glassy-winged sharpshooter)
Lineage: Eukaryota; Metazoa; Arthropoda; Insecta; Hemiptera; Cicadellidae
Product: UPF0449 protein C19orf25 homolog
Exons: 3
Coding region: 154-477 (107 amino acids)
Source: RefSeq, a predicted model, not a curated record
GAAUUCCUCCAAAUCCAAUAAAAGAAAGUAUGUAUUUGAACAUCUACUAAUGGAGUAGUUUAAGCAAAUAUUCAGCAUCUGGUUUCCAUGGCAGUUGCGAGGAAGUUAAAGUCAACAUUUGUCCAUUAGCAAGCAGACAAAUCGUGAACUGAAAUGAAAAUGUUUAAGAAAAAAAGUGAUCUAUCUCUACCUCCGUUACCAAAACCACCAAAAACCGAACAGAUGAUUGAAGACAUCAAUUCUGCUGAUGAUAAUGAUCCUGUGUUUCUAGAAGGGUCAUGUAAAAGAAUGUUCGAUGAACGAACAAAAACGGACGAAAAAUUUGAAAUAGUCAAGGAAUGCAUUGGAGCCAACCAAGAUUUAAAUGGUUUAAUCAUCAAAACUGGAGAAAAACUAACAAGGCUUCAGAACAGCAGAGAUGAACUUCAGGAAAUGACGGAGUCAAUCAAAAAUAAAGUAGCUGGAGCUUUGGAUUAGUAACAUUUCAUCCAAAAUAACUUUUGGAAUCAAGAAUUAAAAGUUACAUUUCCUCUGAAACUAAAUACUUAACUAUAACUUUUACAAAUACUUAAUACACAUCCAUAAUAUGCAAAACUUUAAUGUGUUGUGCCAUUAUAGAUUUUUACAAUUGGAAAGGCAUGCAAGCAAUAUUUUACAAAAUACUAAUAAAACAUGUAUAAAAUACAUUUAAAUAUAUAAACAGAUGGCACACUAAAAAUGUAUUUGAAGUGAGUCAUUGGUUAGAGUGCCUAUAACCAUUAAAGCUACAGGUAUUGUUUAUAACUGUAGCAUGUUUUAAAGGUAGGCCCAUCAAACACUUCUAAUAGGAACACCAUGGUAACUGUAACCCAUUAGUUUUGAAUUAUAUAAUUAAUAUUCAGUUUCCAACAACUAUUCAUAUAAAAUAAUUGUUAUACAUAUGUCAUCUUUGUUCAUGUUUGUCUCAAGUUAUUGUAAGGCUUUUUAUAGACACUUGUUAUUAAAUUCAAAUUGUGUUAUUUUUA